UUUCUCACACCUUACUCAUCUACUCGUAAUCAAGGAAAGAGUUGUCAGCACGAUGUUCUUUUUACUUCAUGCUGAUCAUGUACCCGUACUCAAUCGUGCUGAGUAGAAUUAGGUUAGUUCUGUCGGUCAUGCGGUAAAAGAGAAAAAAGAAAAUACGAGAUCCUUCCUUCCUUGGCAUCAUCGGCCCACCACCGAUCCACUGCACCUUCCCGAUUAUUUUUGCCUUCUGUUGGAGGUGUAAGAUUAUCAUAUAAAAGAAGUACUACUUCCUCGAGUAUCUCUCAAUCCAACAUCUUCAUCAACAUCUUCAAAUCCUCCCACAUUCAAGAUAACAACAAUCGGCUCCUACAAUAGCAAAUUGCUUAUUGUUAGUUUUGGCGUUAACGAUCCAUACAUUCUCAAAUAUCCAUCAUAAAUAAUAUUUCAAAGCAAUCCAUCAAUCCAUCCGUACGUUCCAACAUAAAAAAACUCAGGAUGCGUACCUCACUCAUCGCCACAAGUCUUCUCGCAGCUGCAGCUACUCAAGUUGCGGCACAAUACACAAAUCAAUCUGCUCCAUUCAACCUUGUGCUUCUCUCCGCAAAUGACACCUUGAACGGCACCACUCUCUUCCCUUGUCAUGAAGGUGCUGCUAUUGAAGGAUUAUGCCUUGGUCCUUCGAUCACCAAUACAAACACCACCUUUUACACCUACAACUUCAACACUUCCUCCUACGACACCAGCUUCAAUGCUACUAUCGGCGAAACCGGUGUUUUAACAUGGCUUCUUCAAGGUGCAAAUUUCAAUCUUUCCUCGCCAUUCGGACUUACAUAUAGCCCCACAAGCAAUAUUGCCAUGCCAUUGUUUACUCCUAGCGCGAGCACAACCAAUGUAGCGUUUGACGAGGACGAUUUGUUGAAUAUUCAAGGUUAUCAGAAUGACACAACGGUACCAAUUACCUUUGGCACUCAAGCUUAUUACAGGUGGUACAUCUGUGAGACGUACUGGGGCUACCACUACACGACUUUGGCUUGGGUUGUUGGUGAGGCUGAACCACAAAAUCCAACUUGCGUCAAGGUUGAUGUGAAGAGGGUCUUUGUAGAUGACAAGGUUGAGAGUUACCAGUAAUUGGAUGAUAAGUUUAUAACGAGUUUUCGGUAUGGCUGUGUGCGCGUGUUUGUUUGCGUUGGUCUGUUAUUUGGAAGAUGAAGGAAUGAGCACAUGAGAAAAUGAGAAACUAAAUUGUUAAUGAAGCUUUAAUGACUAAUGAGAGCAUGGACGAUACAUCGAGUGUUAUAGAAACAGAAAAGAAAACAGAAUUAUGACUUUAUACUUGAAGAGUUUUCGUCAGUGUUAUGAU
Sclerotinia trifoliorum is the source of this 1339-nucleotide messenger RNA. NCBI's taxonomy places the organism in Eukaryota, Fungi, Ascomycota, Leotiomycetes, Helotiales, Sclerotiniaceae. The record is from the annotation of a GenBank genome assembly.